GCCACCCAAACACAAUUGGGGACACUGGCGGGCCUUUAAGUCUGGUCUUUCUUCUUCCCUGUCAUGGCGAUCUCUCCUCCUCUCUCUAACCCAGACCCCUUGAGGAAAAGCUAAGUGUAGAUACUUGCUGGAGUCUAAAAGCACUUUGUGACAGCAUACAUCAGGUAAGAAUUUUCUUCUCCUCAGCUCCCUAUUGUCCUGCUCAGUCUCUGGAGAGAUGAGGGUUGGCCAACUGGGAGAAGAGAAAAUUGGGUCAGCAUAAGCAUCCACUGAGCUCCACUGUGUCUUCCCACCAGCCAUGAGCACCUGCAAUCCAGCAGAGCUCAGGAACAAGGCAAAGCAUGCUUUGUAAAUUUUAAAAAUUAAAGGGCUGGCUAAGUGGUAAGAGCGCUUGCUGCUCUUGCAAAGGACCUGAGUUUGAUUCCCAGUACCCACAUGGUGGCUCAUGACAUCUAACACCAUUAGGCAUGCACAGUAGCACAAGGACAUACAUAUAAGUAAAACACUUAUACAUCACAAUAAUAAAAGAAAUAAAUAUAAAAAUUAAUCCAGGCUGUGUUGUACACCCAUAAUACCAAGACUUAGGAAGCAAAGGCAGGAAGAUGAGAAGUUAAAGGCCAUUCUUAGCUGUAUAAUGAGUUCAAGAGCAAUCUGAGGUAUGUGCGGUCGACCCUCUCUCUAAAAACCAAACAGAUCUCAGUUUCAUUAAAUCACCUUAAUUACUAAAAUGGAAGCUAAAGUGACAAACAUCGAUUGCUACCUAAAAAUAACUAGAAAUUUCAUGGAAUUCAGAGUCAAAGAUAUAGUCAGAGACGAAUAUCUUUUCAAUUUUUUUUUUUUGAGAUGGCGUCUACCAGCAUAGCCCAGGCUGGCCUAGAACUUGUGAUCCUUCUGCCUCAGUUGCUCAAGUACUGGAAUUAUAGGCAUAUGGUCCUACAUUUAGUCAUUAAAUGGUUUUAUAGUUAUCCCUCCCUUCACAAUUUCUGUUCUUUGAAGAUUGUAGUUACACAGACACACAUUCUCUUAUAGCUUGCUAAUUAGACCUAUAGAUUCGUAUGUAGACCGUCCCACGGCUUUGCGGAAAUCUCACUCUCUGUUCAUCACAUUCACCCACAUACACAGCAAAUGGGCAUUGAGCACCAUGAUCCCGGUGCUGGCCGAGAUGCCGCAGACAUGGUGAAGGGAGAGACAGAAAGAUUUCUGUCAUCAUAGAGCAUGUCUGUAGUAGACAGCGACACGUAACCAUCACCCAGUGUCCAGGUUCUGCUGUUGACAAUGUAAUGCCACCAGAUAAGGACAUUCCAUUUGGUUUUUUAAAAAAGCUUGGUUUGAAAUAAACAUAGGAACACACACAAUGUAAAAAAAAAAAGGGGGGGGGGGCUUCUUUGGCUUAACAGUUCCGGGCAAGGCCUGAAAGCCACAUCUAGUAACAGCCUGUCUGUUACUAGAAGCCAUAGCAGUACAAGCCAAGAGCCAUGGAGUGUUCCAGGGACCUAACCAAACUAACUUCCAUAGGUGAUCCAUUCUUGAGAUAAAUUAUUAACCCAUUAAUUAUUAAAAUCCAUUUAUGAGGACAGAGUCCUAACCGUACAGGUCUCUCUCUUAAUACCUUGUCAUGGGGAAUGAUGAAUUCGGGGGGUGGGGGCAAACCAUUAUUCAAAGUUUAGCAGAUAGGUGCUACUCUGAUUUUUUUCAUUAUUUUGCUGUAUAUGUUUUGCUGCAUGUAUGUCUGUGCACCACAAAUGCACAGUGUCUGUGGAAGCCAGAGGAGGAUCCCCUAGAACUAGAGUUCUAGGUAGUUGUGAGCAGCCAUGUGGGUGCUAGGAACAAAACCAGAUUCUGUGGACGAGCAGUCAGUCCUCUUAACCACUGAGCCACCUCUCCAGCCCCACAACUGCCACCCUUAAUAGUAAAAGGCUAUGGAAUGACAAACUACCACUUUAUAUUUAGUGGUCCAAGAAGGGUGUCCUGAGAAAGUGACAGGAUCUGAUGGAGGUGAGGAUGCUUGCCAAGCAAGUCUGGUGACUUGGUCCAUUCAAACCCUGGAACCUUUAUAAAGCUAGAAGGCAGAAUGAACGCUGAAAGUUGUCUUUAACCAUGUGCAUGCCUAUGCCAUACAGAGAGAGAGAGAGAGAGAGAGAGAGAGAGAGAGAGAGAGAGAGACAGAGACAGAGACAGAGACAGAGAGAGACAGAGACAGAGACAGAGACAGAGACAGAGAGACAGAAGAGAGGGAGAGAGUUUUUCAAAUCUAUGGAAUCGGUGGUGCAUGCUUUGAAUCCUAGCACUCAGGAAGCAGAGACAGGCAGAUUUCGUAAAUUCAAGACCAGCCUAACAUAGCAAGUUCCAGGCCAGACAAGGCUACAUAGUGAGACUUUGUCUCAAAAAUAAAUAAAUAAUAAAUAAAUAACAUGGAAAGACUUUCUGUGCAGAAUAAUGUAAUAACCCUAACAUAGUUGUUAACACAGCUAUAUACAUAACACAACAAAGGGCUGGGUAGUUAGACAGAUGAGGUUGGAACAGUGGAGAGUUUUAAAUCCCAUUUGAAAAGAUUUUGCUCAAGCUUCUCUCAUAGAGAACAGGGUACAAAGGUGACAUCAGGGAGACUAUGAGGCAAUUGAAGUGUUCUCUGUAUGGUUCAAUAAUGACAUGAACUAAGGUCAUCACAGUGGCGGGGACAUUGAUAAAGGGUACAUUUCCGUUUCUAUAAUUUUUGUUUUAUGUAUAUGGGUGUUUCGUGUACAUGUCUGUGCACCGUGUGCAUGCCCGGUACCCAUGGAGGCAGGAGGCGUUGGGUCCUCAGGAGGAGAACAAGAAUUACAGAGGAAUGGGUAUGAGCUGCCCUGUUUGGUUGAUGUUUCUGCAAGUGCUCCUCUUUUGCUGUUAUUGUUUUGUUUUUGUGGGAUGUUGUUGUUGUUGUUUGGGUUGUUUCCUUUUUUGGAUGGGGAAGGAAAAGGAAUGGAUCUGAGAGAGAUGUGGGGAGAGGGUCUGGAAAGAAUGGAGGGAAGGUUGUGGUCAAAUAUAAUGUAUGAGAGAAGAAUUUUAAUGGAGGCCUCAAUUCUUGAAACUACAUAACCUCUUUUUUUUUAAUUUCUUCUAAAUUUUUAUGUCUGGGCAUUUUGCCUACACGUACAUACGUAUGUGCACCAAGUGCAUUCAGAAAGCCCUGGAUUCAAUUCCAAGCACCCACGUGGUGGCCCACAACCCCUGCAUGGGGGGGUCUGACGUCCUUUUCUGGCUUCUGCAUGUCCAAGGAAGAGCUAACAACCCUCUCCAUUUCACUCUCAUGCAAAAUCGUCACGACUUGACUUUGGGACAGGGGUUUGUGGCACAGUUUUUAAUCCAAGCACUGGAGAGGCAGGCAGGUCUCUGAGGCCAGCCUCGUCACUUACUGAGUUCCAGGCCAGUCAGAGCUACAUAGUAAGAUCUUGCCUCAGAAAACAGAAAGCAAGACAGCAUUUCAUUGUCUCUUCGUCCUUUACAGGUAAGCCUGGAGUCAUUAUGGGAUGGUCUCCAUCAUCCAUGCCAGCCCAGCGGUCCCUUCCAGGGCUUCACCAGUUCUCACCCCUCAAAGCUGCCCCGCUGUCUUCCCACAUAUGCUGGCUCCUUCUACAGCUGUUUUUGCUUUUUGCUUGCUUGCUUUUUGAGACAGGGUUAUGUCUGUAGCCUCUUCUGGCUGGUACCCACCACAUAGAACAGGCUUACCGGUAGAUGUAGUCUCUCUCUCCCUCUGUCUUCCUCCCUCUUCCCCCACCACGUUACUCAGAUAUAGACCAGAUUAAAAGUAAAUAAAGGCAGGUUUAUUAGGAGGCAGCUCUCAGGUGGGCUCACCGAUCUCACGGUGGAGGUCUGUGAAGUCACACAUCCAGGCUCAAGCAAGGGGGAUUUUAAAGAGUUUAGGCGAGGAAUGAGGACGUGCCAGCUAGGAGCUGGGAUGGUGUCCAUACACAGUCAAAAACUGAGCCCCUGGGUGGGCACUCUGGGUAGGCUGCCGGAAACAGGGAGAUGUGCUUACAUAUUAGCCCGGAGUUUUCUCUAAGUAGAGGGAGGGCGGUUUGAGGGGAGGGGGCGGUGGUGCCCAGUUUAUGUAGAUGAGCAGAGGUGCCAGCCUAACACCUACCUCAAACUCACAGAGAUCCGUCUGCCCCUGUGGAAUUAAAGGCAUGUGACACCGUGCCCAACAAACUUUUACCUCUCACUCAUUCUUUAAAACUCAUUUCCCAUCACUUCUGUGACUGCGAGGCAGUGUGACUUUAACCUGCCUCUUUGGCUGGCCUAUCAAGGCUGUGAUUCCUAAAGAACAGGGUUGGGAGGCACUGGUAGCCUUCAUUUACCCAGCACCGCACGCGCUGCCCUCCUAGGCAGCAGGAGUAUGGGUGCCAGAUUUCACCCUGACUGUGCAUGGGGUAUUGAAAAUACCAACGCCCGAGAGCCAUCCUGCCCACACCACACCCCAGUGGCUGAGUCCACUGGUCUCAAGGGAAGCCAGGCUUUCGCGUUCUGUCCUUGUUCUUCUGGGGUUUUGUUUUCUUAACAUUUUUUUUUUCCCAAUUCUUCACGGUGUUCUCCUGGAAUCCACAGUGAGGCUCGCUGCCUCGGGCGAAGCUGGGGGCCACACGCACCUGCUCCGGAGGCUCCCCUGGUCUGCGCACCCGGCUCCUCCAGCUCAAGCGCAGGGCGGCGCCGCACUCCGCCCGCUGGCUCCUGGCAAAGCUGUGCGCGUGACUCGCGCUGUGCGCAGCGCCGCAGCCGGGAAGGUGGGCGCGCCCGCGGGCUUGGCGGGCCGAACCAACGCGCCUCGCGGAGGGGCCGCGCGAGGGCUGCCCAGAGCGGACCAUCGGCACCACGCCUGCAGGGGGCGCCGGGCGUUACCAACGCGCGGAGCCGAGGGGAGCGGAGGGGAGAGCCGGCGUGGGCUGCCGCGCGACCCCUGGAGGCGCCGGGAGGCGCGAGACAACGCUGCCCGCGCGGAGAGACGCGGCCGAGGCGAGAAGCAAGGCCAAGAGACCAGAGGACCUCAUGGAUGAUGGAACUUCAACCUCUCAGAGGUGUCAAGCUCUCCUGAUGAAAUGUGUUGUGCCCCACUGGGCUCCAAAGGCAGUAUCUGGCGCUGUUGAUGCCCUUGUUGGAACUUUCCAGAAUGGAUAGCCCCCCUAAGCUGACUGGAGAGACCCUCAUCGUCCACCAUAUCCCCUUAGUGCACUGCCAAGUCCCAGACAGGCAGUGCUGCGGGGGCGCAGGCGGAGGCGGUGGGGGCACAAGAGCCAAUCCCUUCUGCCCCCCGGAGCUGGGCCUCACCCAGCCUGACCACGACCUAGGACAAGCUGACUCCCUUCUGUACCCCAGCCUGCACUCAGCGCCAGGGGCACCUACAGGGUCUUCAGACAGCGUCAAAAGUAGGAGUCGGGAUGGACGAGGCCCCGGAGCUCCCAAGCGCCAUAAUCCCUUCUUGGUGCAGGAAGGUGUGGGUGAGACAGGACUCGGUGACCUGCAUGACAGCAGCACUGGUGACAGUGUCACCCAGCAGUCCUUCCACCUGCACAGCGCCAGCCAGCCCUUCCAUCUGUCUUCUUUCCAGCUGCCACCGUCCGGCCCCGGGCAGGGCAGGCCGUGGGGUGCAACUCACAGUCGACCUGGAGUGGUGGAGGGGCAGGAACAGGACCCAGCGACAGCCUUGGGGACCCAGUGCAGCACCAGCCACUGCUGCCGGCCAGAGCUGGAAGCUGAGAGGAUGGAGCUGGACGAGUGUGGGGGACACGGGGGGAGUGGCAGUGGAGGGGGGACCAGUGAUAUCUCUGGCUUUUCCUUUGAGCAAGAGUGGAAGAUCAGUUCCGACGAAUCCCCAAGACACCCUGGACGCUCCGGCUCGGGAACCCAGCACUGCCACUGCAGUAGUACGUCCAGUCAGUCGGAGGCGGCUGACCAGUCCAUGGGCUAUGUCAGCGACUCCUCCUGUAACAGCUCCGACGGUGUGCUAGUCACCUUCAGCACCCUCUACAAUAAGAUGCACAGCAGCUCCCGUGCCAACCUCAACUCUGUCCCUCAGUCCUGCAGCGACUCUUCCUUCUGCAGCCACGCAGACCCUGGAGCCUUCUACCUGGACCUGCAGCCCUCCCCGGCUGAGUCGAGAAUGUCUUGCGAGUCCCACCACCCUGAGAACGGGGACAGGGAAGAGGGCUGUGGCUGUCCUCAUGUCUCAUCCCCUGAGCUCGAUGCCAACUGCAACGCCUACCACCCACACUCUGAGCCCUGCCCAGCUGUGGCUGACCUCACAGCCUGCUUCCAGAGCCAGGCCCGCCUUGUUGUGGCCACACAGAAUUACUAUAAACUUGUCACCUGUGACCUGUCCUCACAGUCCUCCCCGAGCCCCGCCGGCUCCUCCAUCACGAGUUGCUCUGAAGAACACACCAAGAUAAGUCCUCCACCAGGCCCCUGCCCAGACCCAGACCCCAACCAGCCCUCUGAGUAUUACCUCUUCCAGAAGCCAGACAUCCAGCCAGAGGAACAAGAAGCAGUGGGUUCCCCAGCAGAAGCAGCAACCGCCAUGGGCCCCACUGUACUUGAAGGGCAGGUGUACACGAAUACUUCCCCCCCCAACCUCAACACUGGCCGGCAGCGCUCUCGAAGCUAUGACCGUAGCCUGGAGCGCAGCCCCCCUGUCCGCCUGGGCUCACUAGAGCGCAUGCUUAGUUGCCCAGUACGAUUAAGUGAGGGCCCUGCGGCCCUAGCUGGGCCUGCGUCCCCACCCAGAAGGGUUACCUCCUUCGCUGAGUUGGCCAAAGGCCGGAAGAAAGCUGCGGGCUCCGGCUCCCCACCACUGCGGGCGAGCGUUGGAGAUUCUUCCCAAGAGUUCUCGCCCAUCCAAGAAGCCCAGCAAGACAGGGCAGCCCCACUUGACGAGGGCACUCGAUGUAGCCAUAGCCUGCCGUCCCUGCCCUUGGGGCCAAGCUUGGACCUCCUUGGCCCCGAACCCUGGUCCACCCCGGUUUGUCAGGGCUCCCAGUCCAGCGAGAUGCCACUUCCUAGCCUCAGAGCUGCUGGGCAGGGACCCUUGGCCCAGCUGAUGGAUCCUGGGCCUGCUUUCUCGGGGAGCCCAGCCACCAGCCAUACCCAGAGGGAUUCGAGAGCUAGAGCUGACGGGGGUGGCACCGAAAGCCGACCCGUCCUUCGCUACAGCAAGGAACAGAGGCCGACCACCCUACCGAUCCAGCCGUUCGUGUUCCAACAUCACUUCCCCAAGCAGCUGGCCAAGGCCCGGGCCCUGCACAGCCUCUCCCAGCUCUACAGCCUCUCUAUGCCCUGCAGCCGCGCACAGCAGCCCGCCCCGCUGGUUAUCUCUACUGCUCAAGGCCCAGCCCCAGCUCCCUCAGGAGAGCCGCAGCCAUUCACAUCGCAGGCCUCUGGCAGAGGCGCCAGAAACGCUGGGCCUGAACCAGAGACCUCGCGGCCAUCGCCCCUGGGAAGCUACUCCCCAGUCCGGAGUGCCGGCCCCUUUGGGUCUAGCACCGACUCCUCUGCCUCUACCUCCUGCUCCCCGCCUCCAGAGCAGGGCACAGCAGCCGACAGUGUAUCACCAUGGAGCCAUACCUGCCCUCCUACUGUGCGCCCUGCCACAUCCCAGCAGCCACCGAAGGAGGACCAGAAGAUUCCGACCUUGGCUGAGUACAGGCUUCAUGGCACAGGAAGUUUACCCCCUCUGGGCUCCUGGAGAUCUGGCUUCACCCGGGCAGAGAGUCUGGUUCGAGGAGGUGGCGAGGGCAGCAUGGCCAACAGGCCCAACAAUGCCAACCACCUGUCCCCUCAGGCCCUCAAGUGGCGGGAAUACAGGAGGAAGAACCCAUUAGGGCCACCUGGUUUGUCAGGAAGCCUAGAUCGAAGGCCACCGGAAGCUCGGCUGGCCCGCAGGAACCCCAUCUUUGAGUUCCCUGGUUCUUUCGGCACAACCAGCCAUCUGAAUUGCCGGCUGAAUGGUCAGAUUUCAAAGCCACUGUCGCUGACCUGUCCUGACCUGCAGGACCCCUUCUCCUUAACCGAGAAGCCUCCCGCUGAGUUCUGUCUGUCUCCCGAUGGCAACUCGGAGGCCAUAUCCAUCGACAUACUUCAGAAAAAAGGGCUGGUAAAAGCUGUCAACACCGCUGUGGACCUUAUUGUGGCCCAUUUUGGCACGAGCCGGGAUCCUGGCGUGAAGGCAAAGCUGGGCAACAGUUCUGUGAGCCCCAAUGUCGGCCACCUGGUUCUGAAGUACUUGUGCCCUGCAGUCCAGGCCGUGCUCGAGGACGGACUCAAGGCCUUCGUACUGGAUGUGAUCAUCGGCCAACGUAAAAACAUGCCUUGGAGUGUGGUCGAGGCUUCCACACAGCUAGGCCCAUCCACCAAGGUCUUGCAUGGCCUCUACAACAAAGUCAGCCAGUUCCCAGAACUCACCAGUCACACCAUGCGCUUCAACGCCUUCAUCCUCGGCCUGCUCAACAUCCGGUCUCUGGAGUUCUGGUUUAAUCACCUGUAUAACCAUGAAGAUAUCAUCCAGACCCACUACCAGCCCUGGGGCUUCCUGCGGGCCGCACACACGGUGUGCCCAGGCCUCUUCGAGGAGCUGCUGCUGUUGCUACAGCCCUUAGCCCUGCUACCCUUCAGCCUGGACUUGCUGUUCCAGCACCGGCUGCUGCAGAGCGGGCGGCAGCAGCGGCAGCACAAGGAACUGCUGCGUGUGUCCCAGGACCUGCUGCUGUCUGCGCACUCAACACUGCAGUUGGCCAGGUCCCGAGGCCAGGAGGGCCCUGGAGACAUGGACAGGGUGGCUCCUGGGGAACGGGUGAAGGGGGUGGGUGCCUCAGAAGGUGGAGAAGAGGACGAGGAAGACGCGGAAGAGGUGGCAGUGGUGGCGGGGAGCUCGGAUCAUGGCAAGUGGGCCCGAGGGGGUCAGGCUGGCUGGUGGUACCAGCUCAUGCAGAGCUCCCAGGUCUACAUCGAUGGCACCGCUGAGGGCUCUAGAUUCCCUCGCAGCAGCAGCAGCAGCAGUGGCAGCGGCAGUGAGAAGAAGAAAGGAGUAGGCAGUGGGGGGCCGUCCCAGGCUCCGCCUCCGCCGCCUCGGGAAGGUGUGGUAGAGGGGGCGGAGGCCUGCCCUGCCCCUGAGGAGGCCCUUGGCCAAGAAAGGGGCUGGCCUUUCUGGAUGGGGAGCCCCCCUGACUCUGUGCUAGCUGAGCUGAGGCGUAGUCGAGAGAGGGAAGGGCCUGUUGCCCCACCGACGGAAAAUGAGGAAGGGACCGCAGAGCCUUCACCUGGGGGCAUCAAGUGGGGACAUCUCUUUGGUUCUCGGAAAUCUCAGCGGGAAGCCCGGCCCACGAACAGGCUGCCGUCGGACUGGCUGAGCCUGGACAAGUCUGUGUUCCAGCUGGUAGCACAGACGAUGGGGGCCCGUCGGGAGCCCGAGCCCAGGGAGAACCUGCAAGAGUCACACCCUCCAGCCGUGCCCUCCAAACCUCCGUGCGAGGUGCAGGCUCUGUGCCACCAUCUGGCCACAGGCCCUGGACAACUGAGCUUCCACAAAGGAGAUAUCCUCCGGGUGCUGGGACCGGCCAGAGGAGACUGGCUGCGCUGCAGCCGAGGCCCUGACACCGGCUUGGUACCUCUGGCCUAUGUGACAUUGACCCCAACUCCAAGUUCACCUCCUGGGAGCAGCCAAAACUGAGGCUUGUGCAUGCUGGUGGCCUCAGGGACCCUCACAUCCCCCGAGACUCAGAGCCUAAGAGUCCUUCCCAAGCCCUCAGGCUUGGCUAUGAAAAGUAUGCUGAGAGCUGGGGCCCCGGAUCUCUGUGCUGGCGCCUGCUCCCCAUGCUCAGUAUUAAUUACCCCUCCUCAGUGUCCCAGACCUCCACCCGGGGAAGGAGGGGAGGAACACUCAGUGCUGGGCUGCCCGGUUUUCCUGGCCCAGAGGUCAUUGGUAGGUCCACUAGGCCGACUGAUAAUGAAGAUGGUUAACAGUAUUGGGGCCAGAGUCCUAAGCCCCCCAUGCUGUAAAUAGUCUGGUCGUCAGAGUAGGGAGGAGCCCGGGCUUCUGUUUAUGUAUGUAUUUAUUUAUUUAUUAUUUAUUUAUUACACCUAAUAAUAAAAAGGUGCUCAGCCUCCAA
Messenger RNA from Mus musculus (house mouse), 10127 nucleotides. RefSeq names its product RUN and SH3 domain containing 2 (gene Rusc2). Gene Ontology annotation, cellular component: plasma membrane; cytoplasm; cytosol. The coding region runs from base 5117 to 9688 and encodes 1523 amino acids. The record is from RefSeq and is a predicted model, not a curated record. The transcript is spliced from 13 exons. NCBI's taxonomy places the organism in Eukaryota, Metazoa, Chordata, Mammalia, Rodentia, Muridae.